AUGGAGCUCUGGAACUCCACCUUAGGAAGUGGCUUCAUCUUGGUAGGGAUCCUGAAUGACAGUGGGUCUCCUGAACUGCUGGGUGCCACACUCACUGCCCUAUUCAUGUUGGCCCUGAUCAGCAAUGGCCUGUUGCUCCUGGUCAUCACAGUGGAUGUCCGGCUCCAUGUGCCUAUGUACCUCCUGCUGGGGCAGCUCUCUCUCAUGGACCUCCUGUUCACAUCGGUUAUUACUCCCAAGGCCCUCAUGGAUUUUCUGCAAAGAGAAAACACCAUCUCCUUUGGAGGCUGUGCCCUUCAGAUGUUCCUGGCCCUGACACUGGGUGGUGCCAAGGACCUCCUACUGGCUUUCAUGGCCUACGACAGGUAUGUGGCCAUUUGUCAUCCUCUUACCUACAUGAUCUUCAUGAGGCCUAGACUCUGCUGGUUCAUGGUGGCCUCAUCCUGGGUCCUGGCCACCUUGAAUGCUUUAGGACAUACAUUGUAUACCAUGUACUAUCCAUUCUGCAAGUCCCAGGAAAUCAGACACCUGCUGUGUGAGAUAUUACCCUUGCUGAAGCUGGCCUGUGCAAACACCUCCAGAUACGAGCUCAUGGUUUAUGUGACAGGUGUGACUUUCCUGAUCCCCCCUCUUGUUAUCAUUGUUGCUUCUUACACAUUAAUUCUGUUCACUGUGCUCCACAUGUCCUCAAAGGAGGGCAGGAAGAAAGCACUUGUCACCUGCUCCUCACACCUGACUGUGGUAGGGAUGUUUUAUGGGGCAGCAACAUUCAUGUACAUCCUACCCAGUUCCUUCCAUAAUCCCCAACAGGAUAACAUCAUCUCUGCUUUCUACACAAUUGUCACCCCAGCACUGAACCCCCUGAUUUACAGCCUGAGGAAGAAAGAGGUCCUGGGGGCUUUGUGGAGGGUCUUGGUAAAAUAUGUGCUGCCAACACACCCCAUCCUUUAA
Molecule: messenger RNA, 951 nt
Organism: Cavia porcellus (domestic guinea pig)
Lineage: Eukaryota; Metazoa; Chordata; Mammalia; Rodentia; Caviidae
Product: olfactory receptor 2AG1-like
Exons: 1
Coding region: 1-951 (316 amino acids)
Biological process (GO): detection of chemical stimulus involved in sensory perception of smell; G protein-coupled receptor signaling pathway
Cellular component (GO): plasma membrane
Molecular function (GO): G protein-coupled receptor activity; olfactory receptor activity
Source: RefSeq, a predicted model, not a curated record